Acipenser ruthenus (sterlet) is the source of this 615-nucleotide messenger RNA. RefSeq names its product death associated protein 1b (gene dapl1b.1). Gene Ontology annotation, biological process: negative regulation of autophagy; cellular response to amino acid starvation; apoptotic signaling pathway. The record is from RefSeq and is a predicted model, not a curated record. Gene Ontology annotation, molecular function: death domain binding. The transcript has 4 exons. The coding region runs from base 90 to 431 and encodes 113 amino acids. Lineage: Eukaryota; Metazoa; Chordata; Actinopteri; Acipenseriformes; Acipenseridae.
GUCAUUCGCUAUUCGGUAUAAACAAGUGUAAGGGGCGGGCUAGGGUGUGCUGAGCGUUUUGCGUGUUAUUGUUGAGUGAAGUUUUGAAGAUGGUGCAGUUAUCGAAAGCUGGAGUGAACGAGAACUCUUCUCUGAAAGCUGGACACCCUCCGGCAGUAAAGGCUGGAGGAAAAAGAGUGGCUAAAAAAGGCAGUGAAGAAAAUGCUCUUCCUGAAAAAGAGACCAAGAAACCUACAGCAGAAAAGAGGUCCCUUGUGGUGCUUUCCAAAAUGCAGUCAAUCAGUAUUCUUCUAGCUGGUACUCUUGAUAAGUUAAGUCGUGAAUUUCCAGCCGCAGCAGCAAGUGUUGCAUGCAACAAGCCCAGACCUGCAGUUGAAAAGCAGCAAACACCGAAGAAACUGUACCUCAUUCAACAGCCCCGCAAGUGUUGAGUGAUAGGCCAGUUUGGGGGAUGGGGUACUGUUGAAUACUGACUGUAUAAUGGAGGGGUGCCUUAUUUUGGGAAGAGAAAGCAAUUGCUUUAAAUUGUUGCUUUUCUCCAUGACCCAUGUUUUCUGUUUAGAGGACAAUUUAUAUUUGUAUAUCAUAACUGCUAAUAAAUGAAAUGGCUAUAAA